Molecule: messenger RNA, 1062 nt
Organism: Phaethon lepturus (White-tailed tropicbird)
Lineage: Eukaryota; Metazoa; Chordata; Aves; Phaethontiformes; Phaethontidae
Gene: HM13
Product: histocompatibility (minor) 13
Biological process (GO): membrane protein proteolysis
Cellular component (GO): lumenal side of endoplasmic reticulum membrane; membrane; cytoplasmic side of endoplasmic reticulum membrane
Molecular function (GO): aspartic endopeptidase activity, intramembrane cleaving
Source: RefSeq, a predicted model, not a curated record
AUGUCUCAGAAGGCAAAAAGGGUUUAUAAAUCUGGGGCUUUUGAGCACAAGGAGCAUCCCAAGAGCGAGAACUCCUCAGAGAUGCCAGAGACCAUUACCAGCCGAGAUGCUGCUCGUUUUCCCAUUGUUGCCAGUUGCACCCUUCUGGGGCUCUACCUCUUCUUUAAAAUAUUCUCUCAAGAGUACAUCAAUCUUCUGCUUUCCAUGUAUUUCUUCGUGCUGGGGAUCCUAGCCCUGUCCCACACCAUCAGCCCCAUGAUGAACAGAUUCUUUCCUGCAAAUUUCCCCAACAAACAGUACCAGCUCCUCUUCACCCAGGGCUCCGGGGAGAGCAAGGAGGAAAUAGUGAAUUACGAGUUUGACACCAAGGAUCUCGUAUGCCUGGCCCUGAGCAGUGUUGUGGGGGUCUGGUACCUGCUGAGAAAGCACUGGAUUGCCAACAAUCUCUUUGGGCUGGCGUUCUCCCUCAACGGGGUGGAGCUGCUGCACUUGAACAAUGUCAGCACUGGCUGCAUCUUGCUUGGGGGCCUCUUCAUCUACGACGUCUUCUGGGUCUUUGGCACCAAUGUGAUGGUGACAGUUGCCAAAUCGUUUGAGGCCCCGAUAAAACUGGUUUUCCCUCAGGACCUGCUGGAGAAGGGGCUGGAGGCUGACAACUUUGCCAUGCUGGGUCUGGGAGACAUUGUCAUUCCAGGGAUCUUCAUUGCCUUGCUGCUGCGGUUUGACAUCAGCUUGAAGAAGAAUACGCACACGUAUUUCUACACCAGCUUUGUGGCCUACAUCUUUGGGCUGGGCCUGACCAUAUUCAUCAUGCACAUCUUCAAGCACGCCCAGCCUGCUCUUCUGUACCUGGUCCCCGCAUGCAUCGGAUUCCCGCUUCUUGUGGCCUUGGCAAAGGGAGAAGUAACUGAAAUGUUCAGCUAUGAAUCCUCUGCUGAAAUCUUGCCACACACACCAAGACUUACCCACUUCCCCACCGUGUCCGGCUCGCCGGCCACUUCCAUGCAGCAGAAACUGUCCUGUCCCCGCCGACGCCGGCAGCAAAGCCCUAGUGCCAUGUAG